This is a messenger RNA of Alnus glutinosa, 2410 nucleotides long. RefSeq names its product transcriptional corepressor LEUNIG-like. The transcript has 18 exons. Bases 1 to 2160 code for a protein of 719 amino acids. NCBI's taxonomy places the organism in Eukaryota, Viridiplantae, Streptophyta, Magnoliopsida, Fagales, Betulaceae. Gene Ontology annotation, molecular function: transcription corepressor activity; protein binding. The record is from RefSeq and is a predicted model, not a curated record.
AUGUUUGGACAGUUUGAGCAGAGAAGGAUUGCGAAGGUGGUGGAAGAAAUUAUGGCGUCAGGUGAUGACUGGGAUGCUGCGAAGAUGUUUGAUAUGUAUCUGCAUGAUUAUUUGGUGAAAAAGAAGAUGCAUAAGACUGCUGCAAUUUUCAAGAAGGAGGCCGAUAUUUGUGACAAUCCUGUUGUGAUUGAUGAUUCUCCUGGAGGAUUCUUAUUCGAAUGGUGGUCAAUAUUUUUUGAUGUAUAUGCCUUUAGGCAACUGGAGCCUCAGUAUGCCGAGGCAGAGGGUUUGGUUAAGGCUACCCAAAUGACCGAGAAUGAGCAACAAAAAAUCAAUUUAACAAUGUCACAGUUAGUGAUGAACCAGCACAGGCCCGGACAGUUAACUGUGACUCCUGACCUUGAUAAUACAUAUGGGCUACCAGCUGCUUGUCUGUUGACUGCGAAAAUGUAUGAGGAAGAGCGUCUUAAGCAUCCUACUGGAAAUUUUGACCCCAAUUUAUGUUCACUUGAUGCUAACAAACUGAGACUCCCAAAUUCAGCCGCAAUCAGUUUAAGCCAUCCACAGCAACAAAUUCCUGAGCAGGCUCAACAGCUGGUUGUGAGAGAAAAUAGAAAUGUCAUUGGAAUGGAGAGAACUGUACCUAUGGAUUCCAUGCUGUAUGGAAUACCAAAAAUGAAGCUCCCAAUUACCGGACCACCUGAUGCAGGGAUGCAUGAGGGAAUCAAUUCAGCACCACUGGAUGGAUGGCCUUUAACUGCACUAAACUCUCAGCAACAUUUUCAGAUGUUGGCACCAGAACUUAAGAAAGCACUUUUGGCUCAAGUACUGACACGUAUGCAUAGAAACGAGAUAUCAACUUUUCCUGGAAGCGCGUCCAAUUUUGAUAGUCCAAAUCUGAUGCUUGACAAAAUGGAAUUAUCUGCAAAGGAUCGACAGGUUAGCGGAAACAAUGACUUUCAAGUUCCAGAUGAUUGGUUUCCCUAUUUAUCAAAGAAGCUGGAGUUGAUGAUGGUCCAAAUGAAACAAACUGCAGAGGACCAGUGGAAACAUGAUCAACUAGAGCAGCAGCUGUUCCUAGAGAAUAACAGAAAGAGUCAGACAAGGUCAUAUUCAAGAGCUGCAUACAAUAUAGUGAAUCAUAUAAAUGCCGACAGUCAACCUAUCGAUGUUGAAUCUUAUUUGUCCCAUAAUGAUGAAAAUGCUGGUUGUACAAGUACUCCUUUCGGCAGUUUAAAACACCAUUCUAUAGCUUGCACUAAAGAUGAACAUGAAGUACGCUUCACAUUUGAAGAGGUUGUUACUCUCCACUCAAGCAAAAACAAGGUGUUGUGCUGCCAUUUUUCAUCAGAUGGGAAGUUAUUAGCUAGUGCGGGGCAUGAAAAUAAGGUUUCCAUUUGGAACAUGGAAACUUUGGGUUCCAUUAAUACAUCAGAAGGGCAUUCUCUUCUCGUUUCAGAUGUUCGGUUUAGACCAAGUUCAAUUCUUUUUGCAACAUCUUCCUUUGACAGAACUGUGAAAAUAUGGGAUGCAGCAAGGCCAAGUGAAUCAUUGUGCACGCUUCUUGGGCAUGCCGAACAAGUAAUGUCAGUGGAUUUCCACCCAAGAAACUUGGACCUCUUCUGCUCCUGCGAUAGAAGUAAUGAGAUCCGACUAUGGAGUGUCUCUGGAAAUGUUUGCAAACGCAUCUCUAAGGGAGCUACUAAACAAGUCAGAUUCCAGCCACAAUUGGGAAAGCUUUUGGCCACUGCUGCAGGAAACAGUAUCCAUGUAAUUGAUGUAGAGACUGACUGCCUCCAAUUCUACUUUAAGGGACAUGUCGAAGAUAUACUUUCAAUUUGCUGGGACAUAAGUGGGAAGUAUAUUGCAUCUGUUAGUGGAGAUAGUGCACGAGUUUGGUCAGCUGUGUCGGGUGGAAAAUGCAUACAUGAACUUCGUUCAAAUGGCAACAAAUUCCAGUCAUGCACCUUUCAUCCUGGAUAUUCACAGCUCUUGAUCAUUGGUGGUUACCAGUUUCUCGAGAUAUGGAAUCCAACUGUGAACAACAAUACAUUGUCCAUUCCAGCUCACAAUGGAAUAAUUGCUGCACUAGCAGACUCACCACAGACUGAAAUGGUUGCCUCAGCAAGUCAUGACCACUGUGUGAAGUUAUGGAAAUGAUGCUUCUCUGUAUGCACUUUCCCUGCACCCACAUGUGAAAAUGUGCUGGUUUUGUAAAACAUUUCGUCGAUCCAGAUAGAGGCAAAAUCUGCAUAACAGCUCGGACUUCAAUCGCCAGGAGCUAAGUGCCGUGGCCAGAGAUAAAGCUUUUCUUAUAGUCUCAUACAUGAAACCCCUUAAAAGAUGGGUAUACUCGUUUUCAAAUCUGUAGAGCUAUAGAGGUACAGCUUACUGUUUCAGACUCACUGAA